This is a messenger RNA of Blastomyces dermatitidis ER-3, 579 nucleotides long. RefSeq lists its product as uncharacterized. The record is from RefSeq and is a predicted model, not a curated record. The coding region runs from base 1 to 579 and encodes 192 amino acids. Lineage: Eukaryota; Fungi; Ascomycota; Eurotiomycetes; Onygenales; Ajellomycetaceae. The transcript has a single exon.
AUGACAGAGGAGUGCUCAACCAGGGAACAGAGGGAUCAACACAAGUUUCUAUUCCGAAGUAGCUGCGAGAGGCCCAGUGACGACGAUUCCGACACGAACAGAACAUCAGUGGCGUCAGUUCAACAGGGGGAAGAAGUGUUAUAUGAGAUCGACCCGCGAGCGUUGAAAAAGCUACCAGAGCGUCUUCAGAACAAUUAUCGUCAGCUAUUUCAGGAGGGAGUCGAGAGGCUGACUCUGAAGAACCCGAACUUCAAAUACCGCCCAUACGACUAUAUGGACCAUUGGCCGCAGGGAACUUUUGAGCCAGAGGAAGAGGAGCAACCAAGAAAUAUAAAAAGACAAUAUCCGAGGAAGCAUAACUUAUUGCAGGAAUUGGGGAUUAUACAUGUUCCGCAGUCGCAGUUCACCGACCAGAGGGGUCAAUUACGCGUCAUGACUCCGGAUCGAUCGCCUUUCGAGGACUCAUCUCGACGAGACCCAGAAGAAUACAAAGAAAGUGCUGAACAUAGCGGAAAAAGGAAAUUCAAAGGAAAAAGGAAAUUCAAAAUAGCCCAUCCGAAGCAACAAAAUGAUAGAUAA